Messenger RNA from Trichobilharzia szidati, 1042 nucleotides. The record is from the annotation of a GenBank genome assembly. NCBI's taxonomy places the organism in Eukaryota, Metazoa, Platyhelminthes, Trematoda, Strigeidida, Schistosomatidae.
GAACAGAGUUGUUGAGGUCAUUGACUGUUCUUAUUGAAAACAAUUAGGUGUUACCGCUAACCGUUCAACUGGUAUGUUUUCCAAUGUAGAUUUUGAAGUAUCUGGUUCCUCACAGGUUCCUCUGCCAUGUCACAGCCAAUUACUGCAAGUUACGAAAAUGCCAGCAAAGUAGCAGACCACAUCAAGAAGCAAAUACGAAUAGUGCCAGAGAUAGGAAUAAUCUGUGGAAGUGGGCUUGGUAACUUGGCUGAUGGAAUAGAAGAUAAAACUGUCAUUCGAUAUGAAGACAUACCAAAUUUCCCUCGGACAAGCGGUAAGGCGUAAGCGAAGCUUUUUCAUUCGUUUCAGUGGUCGGACAUGCGGGCAAUCUAGUUUUCGGUCAACUUGGAAAUCGAAAAGUGGUUGCCAUGCAAGGCAGGUUCCACAUGUAUGAGGGCUACUCUAAAGAACAAAUCGCUCUUCCUAUUCGCGUGUUGAAAUUUUUGGGAGUCAAAGUGCUUAUAGUAAGUAAUGCAUGUGGUGGUCUGAACAGAGGUUUCAAAUGUGGUGAUUUCAUGGUGAUAAAAGACCACAUAAGCCUACCCGGUCUAGCUCUGAAUAAUGUGCUGAUGGGAUCAAAUGAGGAGAAGUUUGGGCCCAGAUUCUUAGCAACCUCAAAUGCAUACAACUCCGAAAUUCGUAAAUUGGCCAUUCAAUUAUCUGAGAAAAUGAAUAUUCGUCAUUUGGUUCAUGAAGGUGUAUAUGCUUUUACUGGUGGUCCAACAUACGAAUCCCCUGCUGAAUGCAAAAUGCUGCUCGCGAUGGGUGCAGACGUGGCUGGCAUGAGUACGGUUCCAGAAGUGUUAAUUGCACGUCAUUGUGGAAUGACUGUCUUUGCUGUUUCAUUGGUUACAAAUGUGUGUAUUCUCGAUGUAGAGAGUAAGGCAAUAGCCAAUCAUGAGGAGGUUGUAGCUACUGCAAACAAAAGUGCUCAAAUUUUACAGUCAUGGAUUAAGGAAAUAAUAAACAAUGUUUCAAUUAAUAAUUAACUAACUAAUAGAGA